AUGCCGCGUCGCGCGCGGAAGUCGCCGUCGCCCGGGUCGGAGAGCGACGACAUGGAGGAGGAGAUGCCUCUGCGCGAGCGCAUGGCGUUGUAUCACGAUCAACUUCUCGAGGCGCGGUCGCUCGCGGAGAAGAUCGCGCCGGGAAGGCCGCGCGUCUCCGCCCCGAAAACCGUGGCCGAGGCGUACGACCUCAUCGACGCCGCGCGCGUGAAAGAGAAAAAAGCGAAAGGCUCGCACGUGGAGGACAAGACGAAAGAGAAGGAGAUGCCGCCGUGGUGGAAGUACACCGAGGACUACUUCCGGAAGCUGCACCUCAGCGACCUCGUGCACGCGCUGCCGUCGCACCCGUGGGAGAGCGACCGGGAUCUGCUGAUGCCGCCCGCGGGACGCCCACACUCGGAGCCGUUCGAGGACGGGCUCCCGAAGGCGGAGCCGGCGCCGGUCGCGCCCGUCGCGGCGGCGAUCUCGGGCGCGGCGGGCGCGGCGGUCGCGGCGCCGGCGGCGGGCGCGCCGGCGGCGGGCGCGACAGCGGCGGGAGCGCCGGCCGGCGCCGCGCCCGCGGCGUCGGGCGCCAUGGCGCAGCCGCCACCGCUGCCAACCUACGCGGUGUACACGCCGCCGCCGCCGCCGAGCGGGGUGUCCAUCGGCGGCGACCUCCUCGACGCGACGACCCCGGACGAGGUGGCGUCGUUGUGCCGCAACCUGUUACUCCUCGUCGACGAUCGGUCCGCGGCGGUCGCGAAAGCCGCGAAGACCGCGGGGUGCGAUAAGAAAUCGUUCGAGGACUUCCUCUCCGGGAAAGGGCUCGGGCGCGGGGGUAAAGGACGAGAGGAGAGCGCGACGGUCGCGGGCGCGAGGCGGUGGUUGCGGCUCGACGCCGCCGCCGCGACGUUGGACGCGAGAGAGAAGCGAAAAGAAGAGAGCGUCUCCGUCGACCCGGGCGGUCUCGUCGGCCUCGCGGAGGCGGGGAUGCCGCUCCCGGGGACGGUCGUCCCCGCGGACGCCGCGAUGGGCGGGGGUCUUCAUCAGAUCCCAGGCGGCGGGGUCGCCGGGAUCGCCGCCGUGGGAGGGGUUGCCGCCGCCGCCGCCGCAGCCGCAGCCGCCGCAGCCGCCGCCGCCGCCGCGGGCGCGGCGGCGGCUUCCGACCAGCCCCCGGCAUUCCCGAUACCUCCCCCCGAGGUCGUCGCCGUGAUGAAGACGGACGAAAACGGCGGCGUGUACGUCGGCGGCGAGAUCCCGAACGCCAUUCCCGCGCCGGUCGCGGUGAUGCCGCUCGCGGCGGCGCCCGCGACCGCGGCCGCGGGGAUUCUGACGCAACGCGCGCUGGGCAAGGUUGGCAAAGUGUCCUCCGACGCGUCCGUCGCGACGACGAUCAGCGGCGGCGUCACGCCGUCGUCCUCGCACGCGUCGCUCACCGCGAUCGCCGCGGCCGCCGCGCCCUAUCCCCACGUCAAGCAGGAGCCGAUCUUCGGCGGGAUCGCGACGGGUGCCCCCCCGGGGAACCAAGGCGCGCGCGGCGGCGUCGAGCCCGCGCGGGAGCCCACGGCUGAGGAAAAAGCGGACAAGGCGCGGGAGGAGACGAUAACUCGCGCGUUCGGGGACAAGGGCAACCUCCCGCACGCGCACGGCCCGACCGCGAUCGACGAGACGAUGCCGCUGCACACGGAGAUGCUUCUGGACAGGUCGUUCUGGCUCGCGAGCUCGGUGUCGCAGCUCCCGGCGCCGCCGCCGGCGACGCCGUGGCUGGCGUCGCCGCCCGAGCCGGAGCCGUCGCCGAUCGGGCUCGCGUCCGACGCGGGCGCCUGUAAGGGGGGGAAGAAGGGGAGGAACUCCUCCUCGCGCGCCAGCGCCGUCGACCCGAAUAGCGGCCGAUGCGCGGUGUGCGUCGUCCAGAAGAAAGGGCGAUGCGGCACGGACACGGCGCCGUUGAAGUGCCAGCGUCGCGGCGGGUCCAGAGCCGGGUCUCUGGACGAUCCGUUCGACGCGCCGUCGCGAGGCGCGUCGCCCGAGCCCUCGGUCGCGUACGCCGCGGUCGCCGCCGCGGCGUCGGCGGCCGCGGUGCCGACGCGCCGCGCGCCGACGACGCCGCUCGCGGCGUCCACGGCGUCGCUCGCCGCGAUGAAGGCGGAGAUGCGCCGAGAGCGCGAGCGCGAGGAGAGACGCUAUUCGGCGGGCGGGGGGAAAAAAGGCUCGGCGUCGGACGACGCCGACGCCGCGUCCGACGCGUCCGACUCCGAGUCCGACCCCGCGGAUGCGGAGGACGAGCUCGAGGCGCUGACCGAGGCGCUGAACGCGGCGCCGGAGCUGCGCGCGGCGGCGCCGACGUGCGAGGUGGACGGCGAGAUCCUCGCGUUGCAGUACGAGCUCCUGUGGCAGACGCAGGCGCGUUCUGUACGCUGGUCCCCAUACGACCGCGUCGGCGUGGUGAACGCCGAUCCUUAA
This is a messenger RNA of Micromonas pusilla CCMP1545, 2442 nucleotides long. RefSeq names its product set domain protein. The record is from RefSeq and is a predicted model, not a curated record. The transcript has 2 exons. Bases 1 to 2442 code for a protein of 813 amino acids. Lineage: Eukaryota; Viridiplantae; Chlorophyta; Mamiellophyceae; Mamiellales; Mamiellaceae.